Molecule: messenger RNA, 2598 nt
Organism: Sclerotinia borealis F-4128
Lineage: Eukaryota; Fungi; Ascomycota; Leotiomycetes; Helotiales; Sclerotiniaceae
Source: the annotation of a GenBank genome assembly
AUGGCGCAUUAUCAAGGCUGGAAUCAGAAGGAACUAUCAAAAGCAAGGAAGGGUCAAGAAGACAGGACAUACAUUGCGCCAGAAACACCAAUGCGCCCAAUUUCAUCUUUCACUCCAAUCAAUCAAGGUUUUACAAACAAUUUCGACCAAAAGUCACCUCUCACUCGAACAGUCGACCCAUUGAGAACCUUGCGCAAUACCGAUAUCUACGAUCUUCCAGAUGACAUCCCUAUCCUUCCCACUUCCAGUGGACCAAAGCCACGCUCGAAGAAUAGCCGUGCAAAAACAUUGUCUGGCCUCGAGUCACAUAACAACUUUGGAUUGGAGGAUAGUGACUCGGGCCAAUUCGAGGUGUCCUCGCCAAAGAGAAGAAAAAUUCCUGUGAAAGGAGCACAGCCCGCAUUUAAAAUUCCCUCUAAAGUACAGACAAAUGUUAGCAGCAAAGGACUUAGCCUGGAUGAUGGAUCAUCGGCUUCUCAACUAAACACACCACCCGAUACCCAUAAAAGGCCGAAGAAGAGAGUGUCUUCUGCCAUGGUUAGCAAGCGGAAGAAAUCUUCAGAAUUAUUUCAGAGCUCAACCAUCACCAAGCCAUCAUUGUCUUACUUUGCCUCGAAAUCUCCAAGAGAUGAAAUGCAAUCUAUCAACCGAUUACAAGGUUUCACAACAACCGAGGAACAGUUGAAGCUCAAUUCAAAUGGGAUAGCAAAUACAACUUUACAGAAAUUGGCAAGCUUCAGAUAUGUACCCCGCAAUGACAAUCCGUCGGCGAUUCAGCCAUUAGUUGCAAGCAAAAUAGCGAAUACUCAAGGAGCCUUGGAUCAGUAUCUCGAUGGUCAGGUCCUCGAAGAAGCAAAACAACCUGCAUCCGACUAUGGUCCCAUAUCGAGUGAUUCAUAUUUUGAAGAAGCUUUGUGGAUUCCGAAACAAUUUGCUGAUAGUAAUGAACCUGAGAUUACCUGUCCCAACCUAUCCGAAAUCCAUUCUUUUUCCAGGAAUCCGAUGAACUCGCAGCAUAUAUCAGACUAUCUCGAGUAUUCACCAAAGCAGUCCGAGUACGCUCCAACAUCUAGUGAAGUUAGGGUGUUAGAAAACGUUCCGGAUGGCAUUGCUGUCAAAGUCAUCGAAAUGCAAGAUCUUAGCCAAGGGCCUCUAUCAGUUGAUAAUAAUGCAGCUACCCAGCUCGGUGAUAUAGAUUUUGAGUUGCCAGACCACAGCAUAGAUAUUCAACGAGUUUAUAUUCAGUCCCCCGGCCCCGAGCAAGAUCAGGCAAAUCUUUCUAAUGACUCGACAUUGCUUAUGCCAAUGGCGAGGCCUGGAAGACAUCAUACCGAUAAUCAACUUGAGCGCUCAUACAUUGAAGUUGGCGAGCCAGCUCCCAAGAAUCCAUUUCGAGAUGACUUUGACAGCGAUGACUUUGACCAUGGUAUUGGUGAUGAGGAUUUGCUAGCAUUGGUUGCAGAUCCUGUUAUUCCCGAAACUCCUAUGAAAAGUCAAACGGUGCAAGGCACUGCGAUAUUGUCAUCUCCAUCUUCCGUGCAAUAUAAGCUUGAUCUUGCAGGUACCAGGACGUUGCCGUCGCCUCAUCUUACCGCCGUCCCACAAAAAGUCACACGGGCUACGUCUUCAUCCAUCGUAAUGGAUGAAGAUGACGAUUUCCCUAUGGAUGCAGAUUUGGAGGAAGAAAUGUUUAGACUAGCAGAAACAAGUCAAGUUCGAGGUGUUGUAGAAUCAUUUGAGCCACCACCAAGUUUAAAGCUUCCGUUCGAUGGUCAUGAUACUGAUAGGGAAUUAUACGAUAAUACUCUUCAAUUCUCAUCGCCCACUUCUCGAGGUUCUGAUCCUGGUGGCAUAAGCAGGAUUUAUCCUACUGAUAUAUCUAGUCCUUCAAAGCCACCUGCAACAAAUGAAGACGCAGAUUGGGGAUACAUAACAUCGACGGCCAUGGAUCCAGUCAGAGCUCCAGCUAUUGAACCUCUGGAAGUUCUUGCCUCGCUAUCGGAAGAUAAACAAUCCAAGGAUCCUCCACCACCUGUUGUGUCAAGUGAAACUAAUUCAACCAAGAUUUGGCUUGAUGACAGUCAUGAAUACUUGCCUCUCUCACCAUUCGCUAGACCGAGAUUUUCCCCUCUUGUUCAAGAUCGGUGCCCGGUCAAUGGAUUAUCAGCCCAAACUUUCCUUCGUGUUUGUUUUCGCAUCGGUGAGAUGCUCAAAGAGGGAGGUCGAUGCAAUGCGCUAGGUCAAGAUGCAAUUGUUGAGCUAUUUGCACGUAUCAAUUUCUCAUCUCGAGAACCUGGCACCACGAAGCAGCAUUUCCAAUUCGCAGAUUUGUUCCACGACCGUCCGCCAUUUGCCAAGGGUAUUCUGGCAAACUUUAAGACCACUGGUCUAGCAGAAAGUGAAAGUAAAGUUUUUAUCGAAUCAAGCGAAACGUUAAUGGCAAGAUGUUUGGGAAGAGUGAAAAGAGACGUCAAAAAUGAAGCUUGGUUGUUGCAUAUCAUUAACAUAAGAGUGACAGAUUGGGAAGAGAUCAGAUGGACGAAAAGGAUCGUGUGCGAAGAGUACGAAGAAAAGUCAAAUACGAAUGCUAGAUUGUGA